AGGCGGCCUGCGGUGCUCGGGCCCGGCCGGCGGCCGCGGGGAGGAGCGCGGUCGCCACCAUGUCGGCGGGCGGCCGCGACGAGGAGCGGCGGAAGCUGGCCGACAUCAUCCACCACUGGAACGCCAACCGGCUGGACCUGUUCGAGAUCAGCCAGCCGACCGAGGAUCUGGAGUUCCAUGGAGUGAUGAGAUUUUAUUUUCAAGAUAAAGCUGCUGGAAACUUUGCAACAAAGUGUAUUCGGGUCUCAAGUACUGCAACCACUCAAGACGUGAUUGAGACACUGGCAGAGAAGUUCCGGCCUGACAUGCGCAUGCUGUCCUCUCCCAAGUACUCCCUCUACGAAGUGCAUGUCAGCGGAGAAGAAAGAAGAUUGGACAUGGACGAGAAGCCUCUGGUUGUGCAGCUGAACUGGAAUAAGGAUGACCGGGAGGGGAGGUUCGUGCUGAAGAACGAGAACGACGCCAUUCCUGCUAAGAAGGCUCAAAGUAAUGGACCUGAAAAGCAGGAAAAAGAAGGCGUUAUCCAGAACUUCAAGAGAACUCUCUCGAAGAAAGAAAAGAAGGAGAAAAAGAAGAAAGAAAAAGAGGCUUUGAGACAGGCAUCUGAUAAGGAGGAUAGACCCUCCCAAGGGGAUGACAACGAGAAUUCUCGACUGGCUGCUGAGGUUUACAAAGACAUGCCUGAAACCAGCUUUACUCGAACAAUUUCUAAUCCUGAGGUGGUUAUGAAACGACGGAGGCAACAGAAACUGGAGAAGAGAAUGCAGGAGUUUCGGAGCUCAGAUGGGAGGCCGGAUUCAGGUGGGACUUUGAGAAUUUAUGCAGACAGUUUAAAGCCAAAUAUUCCCUACAAGACAAUCCUGCUGUCUACUACAGAUCCCGCAGACUUUGCUGUGGCUGAAGCUUUAGAGAAAUAUGGUCUGGAAAAAGAAAAUCCCAAGGACUUCUGCAUUGCCCGGGUCAUGCUUCCCCCUGGAGCCCAGCACUCUGACGAAAGAGGUGCUAAAGAAGUUAUUCUUGAUGAUGAUGAGUGUCCUUUACAGAUCUUCAGGGAAUGGCCAAGUGACAAAGGGGUUUUAGUCUUUCAAUUGAAGAGGAGGCCACCAGACUACAUUCCAAAGAAAAGCAAGAAAGCCGUGGAAGGGAAGCUGCUGAAGGGGAAGGAGAAGGCUGACGGGGCUGGCUAUGGCUCUGCCCUUCCUCCAGAGAAGCUGCCCUACUUGGUGGAGUUAAGCCCAGAUGGUUCUGACUCCAGAGACAAGCCAAAACUUUACCGCCUUCAGUUAAGUGUGACUGAAGUUGGGACAGAAAAGUUCGAUGACAACUCCAUCCAGUUGUUUGGCCCGGGAAUUCAGCCCCAUCACUGUGACCUCACUAACAUGGACGGAGUGGUCACUGUGACUCCGAGAAGUAUGGACGCGGAGACGUGUGUGGAUGGCCAGCGCAUCUCUGAGACCACCAUGCUGCAGAGCGGCAUGAAGGUACAGUUCGGAUCGUCACACGUGUUUAAGUUCGUGGACCCCAGCCAGGACCAUGCCCUCGCCAAAAGAUCUGUGGACGGAGGCCUGAUGGUCAAGGGCCAAAGACACAAGUCUGGAACUGUUCAGGAGACGACCUUUGAUUUGGGAGGUGAUAUUCACAGUGGGACAGCACUGCCGUCCAGCAGGAGUACCACUAGACUGGACAGCGACAGGGUGUCCUCUGCCUCCAGCACGGCUGAGCGAGGGAUGGUAAAGCCAAUGAUCCGUGUGGAUCAGCAGCAGGACUACCGCAGACAAGAAAGCAGGUAGGAGUGCUGUGCUUGAAUGGUGGGAGGAGGACGGAGGCGUUCCUCGAGAGGCCUGAGACCAUGUCACCAAGCAUUGUAGAGCGCUCACGGUAUUGCUUAGAGUACUUCCGUCCCAUACUGUGGAGUUGAAGAAGCAGUUGGCUGCUCUGUAACAACAUAUGGA
This is a messenger RNA of Castor canadensis (American beaver), 1952 nucleotides long. NCBI's taxonomy places the organism in Eukaryota, Metazoa, Chordata, Mammalia, Rodentia, Castoridae. The record is from RefSeq and is a predicted model, not a curated record.